Messenger RNA from Aspergillus calidoustus, 2925 nucleotides. NCBI's taxonomy places the organism in Eukaryota, Fungi, Ascomycota, Eurotiomycetes, Eurotiales, Aspergillaceae. The record is from the annotation of a GenBank genome assembly.
AUCAGGCACAAAGGCAACUGGAGCUGAUGACAGCAAUGUCGCUUCAAAAUGACGCCUCGACAGUCAACAGCAUCAAAGCCGCCCAGAAAGCAUGUCACGACGGCGUGCAACCCCUGCCGGGAGGGUAAAGUGAAGUGCGACGGGAUUACGCCCGCGUGCACGAUCUGCAGAUCCAAAGGGAAGAAAUGUACAUAUCGCUCGACCGAUGAUAAGCGGAAGAUACCACUUCGCAUCACAAUCGGCGUUCUUGCCCAGCGCAUCAACCAGCUAUCACGCUAUAUCCAGGAGCAGGGACUGGACGUUCCAUCCAUGGGUGAGCGGGACUUUAAGACAAUGAAAGAUGUCUUCGAGACGGUGGAGCUGAAAUUUGAGGAUAUCAAUGGGACAGGGAAGGCGACAUCGCGGCCGGCGAUAGAUGCCAGUUACGACGCCUUGGAAGCGGCUCUCGCGUCUCAGUCCCAUGAGCUCCCCGAGACCGGGGUCAUCGGGCUUCAGACACCGCAGCCAACCAUCCACGAACCGACGCUCAAUGUUGGUGAGAUGUUAGAACCGGUAUCAUUGGGAUUGGACGCAGCGCAGCCGAUAUCCCAGGACACCGGGAUGUCGGCCUCUACCGCGCCUGUCGAAAACAACAUUUCCUCCCCAAAUGUUGCCUCUGCACUUCUUGAACUCGCUGAUCCCGGCUGGCGACAUCCUCCCCCAGUCGAACCACCGCAUGAAGCUGCCCCCUUGGUCGGGACCAGUGACGAAGAAGAGGAAGACGAAGUGACGAACCAGCUCUCAUGCCGCCUUGGAAAGCUGCAGGUCACACAUGGAGGCCAACUACGAUACUUUGGAUCCACAUCGAACUUCACCUUGCUGGACGUGCUGGUUGAAGUGGCACCGGCAUCUCCCGUUUCCAUCACCAGGGGUACCCAGGAGACUCUCGAGAAUGCGGGCCUGGCUCUCGAUGUGGAUGAGCCUUUUGAGAAGCAUUUACUGCAACUCUACUUCACCUGGCAUGACCCCUGCAUGCAUGCCGUAAGCGAGGAUGUGUUCUGGCGGUCCAGGGCUCAGAAGAUGUACGAGGGGGUGGAUACACCGUACUAUUCGCGCGCUUUGUCUGAUGCAAUGUGCGCUGUCGGUGCAUCCUACGAAUCUAAAUACCACCCGGACCUUGUAACCUUCCCGCGUUCCCUCGCCGAGUUCUUCGGCGAUCGAGCCAGACUAUUGGUGGAAUCUGACCUGGAGACUCCCUCCUUAGCUACUAUCCAGUGUCUGGUCAUACUAAGCGCCUACGAGGCGUCGUGUACAAGGGAUACACGGGGGUGGUUGUAUAGCGGCAUGGCAAUGCGACUCGCCUUCGACCUCGGCUUGCACCUAGACAUGGCGCCCUAUGUGGAACGAGGCACGAUCCUCGGCGAGGAUGCGGAGGCACGCCAGGUUACCUUCUGGGCUGCGUAUAUGAGUGAACAAUUCUGGGGCUACUACCUGGGCCGCCCAACACGAAAUACAACCGGUGGCAUCACUGUUCCCAAGCCCGGUGGAAUGCCGAAUUGCCCCGUUCCGCCGUUGAAGUGGCAGCAAUACGGCUCGCCAUAUCUGUCCAAGAACAUGGCUAAUCUGCCAAAUCCACUUGGCCUGGUUUGUUUCCAGUGGGUAUCGUUGUACGAGGUUAUGCUGCCGUUAACGGAUGUUUUAUACGGCAACUGCGAGAUCUCCAAGCACCGACUGCAGGAGCUGACUUCCAAUACUGUCGAGAACCUCAGGCGAUGGAAAGAGAAUCUCCCACCAGAGCUCAAGAUUUACGACACCGCAGACUUCUUACAACCCCUGCCACACAUACUGGCCCUGCACAUGCAAUACAACCAACUAAUGAUUCACUGCCACCGCCCCUACAUCUCACGCCACCACAUCCAACCGCAGCCCCCGCAAGGCCCCGGCCACUUCCACGCGCGGAGCAUGUGUCUCGAAUCCGCGAUCGGCAUCGCGAAGCUCCUAACGAUCUACGAACGUUACUACACCUUCCGACGCACGAAUUUCCAAAUCGUCUCCUUUAUCUUCUCUGCAGCGCUCAUACUCAUAUUUGCUGUCGUCCCUUCAUCGCGGCAUACGGAGCGGGGAGCUGGAGGGGACCAGGAACUCCUCCUGCAUUUGAGCACGUGCUUUCGCGCACUCGAUGAGAUGGGAAGCCAGUUUGAGAGUGCGAAGAGGACGAGUACGUUGCUGAAUACCUUGCAGCGCGAGUGGCAGGCAAGGAGGAGGAGCCGCGCGGCGAGAGGGGUGAAGAGGAAACUUGAUGCGGUGCAGCACCUUACGGAGCACUCGGUGCUGGGCCAAGGGGUGCAUCCGCAGUUUGAGAGUCCGGAGACAGGGCUUUGGGGUGGACUGGAUGCGAUAACAGAUGGGCAUGCGGCGUACGCGGUGGAUUUUAUUGAGCCCGAUCUAUGCAAUAUCCUGCUUAGUGAGGGGAUACCACGGUCGUUUAUUUAGUCACGACAGCUUUAUCUCUAUUAGAUCCCUUGCCCUGGCUCUAAAUGCUUUGCCAUCCCGCACUUCUUGCAUUCCUCCCGCCCAGGAAUGCCAAAUAGGCCUUGACCCGGCGAACGAUCCCCUUGGGAUCAAGCCCGAACCUGUCGUAGUUGCUCUCAUUGGAGGCGGAGUACCCAUACGAGGUCAUUCCCACACUGGCCGUAACGUAUCUUGCCCACGUAGUCGCCACAUACUCCUCGACACUAACAAUCGGCUUCCCAUCAAGCAAAAACACACUCUCGCGAUACUCCCUCGGCUGCUGAUCAAAUAGCCCAAAACUUGGACAGCUAACAACCCGACACUUGAUCCCACCCUCCUCUUCCGCACCAAACAUCUUCGCGGCAGCAACAACAUGAUGCAAACUGCUCCCACAGCCCACAAGGGUCAAAUCCGCAUCAGCGUGCUCAACAAGCA